Symbiodinium natans is the source of this 1410-nucleotide messenger RNA. Lineage: Eukaryota; Dinophyceae; Suessiales; Symbiodiniaceae. The record is from the annotation of a GenBank genome assembly.
AUGAUUUAUUACCGAACGGAGUCGUGGUACACGCAGAUUGCUCGAUGGCAUGGAACUGUUUGGGGGGAGGUGAAGGUGAAAGCAAUUCUCGUGCUGAUUUACACCUCCUCCGCAUACUGGCUGUGUGUAAAAGAAGGACACAACCUCGGCAGGUCGAGGAAGAACAUUCUGGGCUCCACCAUCUCAUUCUUGCUGAUCUUCCGAGCCAACAACGGCUACAAACGCUACAUGAAGGGGCGUGCAGCUUGCAUUCGCUUCUUCACAGUGCUGCGGGAGAUCAUCUGCACAUAUCUCGUGUUCCUGGCUGGCGGCACACGCAACAGAAGGCUCCGUUGGCGCCGAGUUGGCCCCAGCGCCCACCCGGUCACACAGGGGGACGUCGAGAUGGACAUCGACGACAGGAUUGCAAGCGAGGAGAGAAUGGAGGCUGUUCGCUGGUGCCUUGUUAUGGCCAUCGCUUUCCAGAUGCACACACGCCUUCUUGACCAAGGCCUCAACAAAGGAGGACUGACAGAGGAAACCAAGUGCAGAGUGGACUGGGACAGGUACCGGAUAAGGGGUCUGACGAAUGAGAGCGAGUUCCGCAGCUUGGAUAGGAUUGUACGGGCUGUCGCCGAUCCGCAGACCAGUUGGGCAUCACCGCAGUAUCCCGACCUUCCAGAGGUGGAGGAGCUCUUCGGACCAAAUGGAAGCCAGUUCGAGGAGUCGGCUGGCGACAUUACGAUCAACCGUGUUCCGUAUGUUCGCUUAUGCACGUACCUCGUGUACAAGCUGAACGAGGUCGGCUACAGAAACAUGAACGAUCCACGUAUGCAGGACAAAAGGUGGGGAAUGGGCGAGCGCUUUGUGCCGCUGUUGACCGCCCAGACGAUGUCGCUCUCUUACUCGUAUUCCGAGGUCAACCAGAUCAUCUGUACUCCUCUUCCUUUCCCCUACAAUCAUCUUUGCAAGUUACUCCUGUUUUUGUUUUUCCUUUCAUUUCCCUUCUACAUCGACAAGGAGCUCGGCCUGUGGAUCAACGUGGUGGAAAACACCUUUCUUGCCAUAGCUCUGCUGGGCUUGGACUGCAUCGCAACUGAGCUGGAAAAUCCUUUUGGUGAAGAUGCAAACGAUCUGAACAUGUAUGACCGAAUUGCCACGCUGGAGCAGGAGGUCAUGCUCUUCGUGGAACUCUGCGGCGAUGAUGCCUGCCUGCAAAACUUCAUCUGGCAGGACUUUCCUUCUGAGAUUCAUGACGGGAUGCCGCCGGUGACACAAUUUUUGGCCUUGCGUUCACAGGUCGAGAGCCGCGGAAAGGAGUCCGAGGUCGUUUGGGGCGGCUCCUGCUCCAGGGCGCAUAUCUACGAGGGAAUGCGUGACCUGGCCGAGGAGGAUGAGGAAGCUGAUGCAAACUUCUCGGAUGACUCCUAG